AUGUCUAAUGUAAAUGAAAUACCAGGUGUAUCUCAGGAUACGGAUCAAGAUACCCCUGAAAUUGGUAUUUUUUCCGAAGAUAUCUCAUCGGCAACGUAUCAUGCUAAUAGGAGCGAGAGAAUUAUAUCUCAAUCUGAAGAAGGUAACACAACUGAUGAUGAUAAUACAGAAGUAAUUGAGAUUGUGAUAAAUACAGAUGGAGAAGACGGUGAAUUUAAUAUAUCUCUUUCCGAAUUGAUAAAGUCUCCGCACUCUACUAAAUCGGAAGAUGACAAUUUUAAAGUGCCACUAAUGAUUACUGCCCCUAAAGGUAAAGGAAAGAAAACAAGAAGUCUGUUACAAACAGAUGACUCAACGACCAUUAAAUCACCUCAUAAAAAAACUCCGGAAAGUACCUUAUCGGGCUCAAAAUAUUUUCCUACUGAUCCUCAAAUAUCUACUUCUGAAAAUGUUGUUCUCGAACAUUCGAAUGUAGUUUCAAAUGUGAAAGGGGAACCCUCUAAUUCUCAUAAUCAUAUAAAACCAGAAAUGACAAAUGAUGGAAAAUUAGAAUGUAAUGCUGAGCCCAUAUCUAGUAUCACAAAUGUGCCUGUUUUUAACAGGAAGCGUGUAAAUCUCUAUGACAAUGACACUGGCCCUCAGAUGUAUAUGGCUAAAGGUAAUCUCGUGACUCGCCCUAUAAUAACAAAAAAUCUACCAAAGGUGUUCCAGUAUUUACCUAUUUAUGGAAAGCCAGGCCCUAAUACUACACUGGAAGAGUUCUACACAAAUAAAGUGAGAGACUUUGUUGGUUUUGAUCUUAAUGAUGAAGAAUUUGAGGAUUUGGAAAACUACUGCAGCCCAGAGCUAUUAAAGACCGGUAAAGAAAUAAAGAUGCAAACCUCAGUUCCAGUGAUGGGCAUAUUCAAUUCUAACACAUUGGACAACAAAUUUACUGCGCCAGACGUGAGCAGCGACCCUCCUAACCUUGUUACCUAUAAGAAGUUUAAACUCCGGGUACAGAAGGAUACCAAAGGACUUUAUAUUAAAAAACUCAAAUACAGAGGUGUUCGAAUGUUACCGUGUGUCCAAGAACAAAACACAGACGAAUCAAAUCCGUCUACAUCAUCUACAGAAACUGAUGAGGAGCUGGAACCUGGCGUGGACAUCCUAUACCGGGUCAGGAUAUACAGGCCGUACACAUACAACAUGGUCAGGGAUAGAUAUACCCGGUCACGUCACUCGGUGUUCUGCUGCGACGUGGUGGUGACGGGGCGCCACAAGCUGACGGCGCUGCGGGACCGCUUCGUGUGCCACAACGACUUCGACCUCCGGGUCGACGUCUCCAACCAUCCCGAUAUGCUGCCGACUGCUAAGGCUAAGGAAGUAUUCCCGUCGGGCUUCCUGUUCAUCAACAACGUGUUCUACGUGGACACGCGCGAGGGCUGCGUGGACUACAGCGCGCCCAUACGCGAGUGGGCGCGCGCGCGCCAGAUCGGCGACUUCCCCGCGCGCGACAUGGGCCACGUGCGCCUGCACCAGCUCGUGCUCAAGCUGGGCUACCCUGAGUCUCCGGUAACCUUACUGCCUUCCCCGCGCGCGACAUGGGCCACGUGCGCCUGCACCAGCUCGUGCUCAAGCUGGGCUACCCUGAGGUCAGUCUCCGGUAACCUUACUGCCUUCCCCGCGCGCGACAUGGGCCACGUGCGCCUGCACCAGCUCGUGCUCAAGCUGGGCUACCCUGAGUCUCCGGUAACCUUACUGCCUUCCCCGCGCGCGACAUGGGCCACGUGCGCCUGCACCAGCUCGUGCUCAAGCUGGGCUACCCUGAGGUCAGUCUCCGGUAACCUUACUGCCUUCCCCGCGCGCGACAUGGGCCACGUGCGCCUGCACCAGCUCGUGCUCAAGCUGGGCUACCCUGAGUCUCCGGUAACCUUACUGCCUUCCCCGCGCGCGACAUGGGCCACGUGCGCCUGCACCAGCUCGUGCUCAAGCUGGGCUACCCUGAGGUCAGUCUCCGGUAACCUUACUGCCUUCCCCGCGCGCGACAUGGGCCACGUGCGCCUGCACCAGCUCGUGCUCAAGCUGGGCUACCCUGAGUCUCCGGUAACCUUACUGCCUUCCCCGCGCGCGACAUGGGCCACGUGCGCCUGCACCAGCUCGUGCUCAAGCUGGGCUACCCUGAGGUCAGUCUCCGGUAACCUUACUGCCUUCCCCGCGCGCGACAUGGGCCACGUGCGCCUGCACCAGCUCGUGCUCAAGCUGGGCUACCCUGAGUCUCCGGUAACCUUACUGCCUUCCCCGCGCGCGACAUGGGCCACGUGCGCCUGCACCAGCUCGUGCUCAAGCUGGGCUACCCUGAGGUCAGUCUCCGGUAACCUUACUGCCUUCCCCGCGCGCGACAUGGGCCACGUGCGCCUGCACCAGCUCGUGCUCAAGCUGGGCUACCCUGAGUCUCCGGUGACCUUACUGCCUUCCCCGCGCGCGACAUGGGCCACGUGCGCCUGCACCAGCUCGUGCUCAAGCUGGGCUACCCUGAGGUCAGUCUCCGGUAACCUUACUGCCUUCCCCGCGCGCGACAUGGGCCACGUGCGCCUGCACCAGCUCGUGCUCAAGCUGGGCUACCCUGAGUCUCCGGUAACCUUACUGCCUUCCCCGCGCGCGACAUGGGCCACGUGCGCCUGCACCAGCUCGUGCUCAAGCUGGGCUACCCUGAGGUCAGUCUCCGGUAACCUUACUGCCUUCCCCGCGCGCGACAUGGGCCACGUGCGCCUGCACCAGCUCGUGCUCAAGCUGGGCUACCCUGAGUCUCCGGUAACCUUACUGCCUUCCCCGCGCGCGACAUGGGCCACGUGCGCCUGCACCAGCUCGUGCUCAAGCUGGGCUACCCUGAGGUCAGUCUCCGGUAACCUUACUGCCUUCCCCGCGCGCGACAUGGGCCACGUGCGCCUGCACCAGCUCGUGCUCAAGCUGGGCUACCCUGAGUCUCCGGUAACCUUACUGCCUUCCCCGCGCGCGACAUGGGCCACGUGCGCCUGCACCAGCUCGUGCUCAAGCUGGGCUACCCUGAGGUCAGUCUCCGGUAACCUUACUGCCUUCCCCGCGCGCGACAUGGGCCACGUGCGCCUGCACCAGCUCGUGCUCAAGCUGGGCUACCCUGAGUCUCCGGUAACCUUACUGCCUUCCCCGCGCGCGACAUGGGCCACGUGCGCCUGCACCAGCUCGUGCUCAAGCUGGGCUACCCUGAGGUCAGUCUCCGGUAACCUUACUGCCUUCCCCGCGCGCGACAUGGGCCACGUGCGCCUGCACCAGCUCGUGCUCAAGCUGGGCUACCCUGAGGUGUACGUCCACCAAGGCAACUGCGAACACGUAUUCGUGUUCUCCGAGGUCCGCCUGCUCAACGCCAACGAUCCUUUGCGCUUCUCCAGCUACCCCUUCUCCACAGCCAUCGGCCAGAACCAGACCGUGUACUGCACCACCUGCGCGGAGUUCAGCGCCAAGUGGAUCGUGGUCGGCAGCGACCGAGUGCCCUUCGACCCUGGCUUCUUUUGCGACACCUGUUUUAAGCAGUACAUGUAUAAAGAUGGACAGAAAAUUGGCCAAUUUAAAGCCUACCGAUACAGAGGGAACGCUUUGAAUGUCUUGAAACCUCUGUAA
Molecule: messenger RNA, 3636 nt
Organism: Arctia plantaginis
Lineage: Eukaryota; Metazoa; Arthropoda; Insecta; Lepidoptera; Erebidae
Source: the annotation of a GenBank genome assembly